Cherax quadricarinatus is the source of this 5629-nucleotide messenger RNA. RefSeq lists its product as uncharacterized. The record is from RefSeq and is a predicted model, not a curated record. Gene Ontology annotation, cellular component: nucleus; cytoplasm. Gene Ontology annotation, molecular function: protein binding. Lineage: Eukaryota; Metazoa; Arthropoda; Malacostraca; Decapoda; Parastacidae.
CAGUGGUGUGAGUGCUCGAGUGGGAGAUGGAGGCGCAUCAUUCCCUUGGCCUCACCUGUACCCACACUGACCUCAGAGUGCACGUGAACACUUGCAUUGGUGGAAGAAUUCAUCACUAGGUUGCAAUACGUCAUAUUAAGACGCACAAACCAUGAUCUCCCUGCAAGGAUAUUCUCCGAAAAUGUAAACAAAGUAACUUGAACAUUAUGUAAGACAAGACCUCCAUCAUAAUGUUUGUUCUUAACUCAGUCAGAGAUAACAGUCUCCUUAAACAUCUUAGUCUUCAGAUUACAAAUCUAAGAUCUUGGACAAAGGAGGAAAUAACGUGUCGUACCAUCUGUGGAGGUAAAGAGAUGGUCGAGAGUGAAGGGAAGGGGCACAAAGGCUCUUAUGAACCCCCUUUCUUAGUACCAUCUAGUGACAGAUCUUCGGAGAGAGUUACCAUGGGACGUCAGAAGAGAUUCUAACACCGCUGACCAGAUACAAAUCUGGCGGCACUAGUAAUACCACACACAUUCCUACACGCGACAUCCGCACCACCUACAUUACCGGGGACGACAGUAAUCACCCACAGGCAAAACCAUCUUCUUCAGAUGUGGACAGCAAGCCUUCACUGACAUCGGUGACAGCAUUGACCAGUGAUCCUCUGCUUCAACACCCGGCUGCCUUGCUACUUCCCUCCCCGUGCAAAGUGAUGUCUAGGUCUACGACUCCAUCCAGCGGCAGCAUCUCUCCGGAGGUGUUUUUCGACGCCCCUGACACUCCACUUCUCAACACACUCAUCCCAGACGCACUCGAUGUUCCCAAUACACUGCCUCUCAACACAGUCAACUCAAACUCAUUCAACACCGACGAAUUCCAUGAGUGCUUGGAGGACACUCAGGACUCGCGAGUGGAUGAAGGCAAUAUAAAUGGUGAUAAAGCCAAGGUUAAAGAUGACAUAGCUGUCACGGACGCUCACACGAGUUAUGGUGUCAAGAGCUCAGUGUAUCCGUGGAAAAAUGGAGAUAAUAACACUGUGGCGGAACACAUGGAAGAAACAGUGAACGGUGACAGUGAUGGAAAUAUGUGUUGUGAAUCUGUACAGAAAUUGGACUUUUUGGCAGAAUACAAACAUAAUGUAAAUGCAUUAAAAAUUGACAAUGACCUUAAGAACAAAAACAUCAGUUCAAAUUAUAGUGCUCAUGACGCCCUGCUCAAUGAAAAUAGGAAAGUAGUAAUAAAUGUGGGUAAACAGUGUGAUGCAAUUUGUGAAAGUAGGCUUAUUGAAGUGGGAAAUGUGGAAUCAACACAGAAUGUUUCAUCAAAUCAGACAAGGACCUGUGGGUGUAGCUGGGAAAACAGUACAUCUUCAGCUGCAGAGGAGUGCCAUAAUACACAUUAUGGUGGUGAUGUAUCAGAAACUGGAAGUGAGGCAGCAAGUCAGCUGCAGGUGGUAUCAAUCUCACUCGCCCCUGACACUGGCCACACCACCAGUGACGACCACUUCAGCAUUAAACCCACCAAAAGUGUCGUCCCUGUAUCGCUGCCACGCUAUCCCAAGGCAAGAUCAUCCUGGUGCACCGCACAGACGCAGCUAUCCAAUAUCGCCACAGCACAGAGCUCAGCUCUUUGUUUCCUUGACCACAGAGACACACAGUUAAUAAAUGAGUAUCAUAGUUCAGUGGUGGGUCAUAGUCAAACACCAGUAGCUGAAUACUCAGAAAACUUCCAAUUAUCUCAUGGCUUUCGAAGUGUGUGCCGCAAUGAAGCUGACGAGACGACAGCCUCACGCCUCUAUCUCUUUCCUGAGUUUGUGCCAGUACAAAAAAUACCGGGGAGUAACUUGCGGGAGGAAACUAGGAAGAUUGUGAUGAUGCUGGACAACGAUAAAGCAUGCAAAAUUCCAAGACCCAGUUUAGGUCUGCAGGACAGAGUACGAAACUUAGUGCAACAAUCUGUCAAGAAGCACGCUACCUAUAUUAAAGGACCAAGAUUCUGCAGCACCGUUGUUAAGAGCAUCGUCAAACAGUCUCAAGCCAGACUCCAGGGUCGCAGAGAUUCGUUUCAGGACUUUAUACAGAGACGCAAGGAGCAGGCUACCCAGAGAUUAUUUGCUAAACCAUUGCCUUGUUAUGGAAGUAUUGCCACGAGUUCCUACACAACUUCAGGGCCAAAAAAUGACGGUGCCAGUGAUAUCAAAAGUGUUAGCUGCACUGAUGAUCCAGGGGCGGUGUAUUACAAUAAAAGGGAUAUAGAUACAAGCACAAGUGCAGGUAAAGCUAGCAUCACAACAUUUGUUGGAGAUGAGAUGACAGCUCAGAUAAACAAAAAAAGUCUUUGUAAGCACAUCUUACAAGACAAUGAAGGUGUUAAAAGUCAAUCGCUGGUCAGUAAUGAAGUGCCUAUAAAUUAUUAUGGCACAAAUAUUACAAGUCUUGAUAAAGCUGUAGAGCCUCAGACAGAAAAACUACGAUCAAACAACCCAGAUGUUUUGCAGAGGAACACAAACAUUUUCAGAGACUCAAGCUUGCUGUUAGAAACCAAGAACCAAGCCUUCAAUUCGUCCGUGCCAGCAGCACCAACAAUUCAAGUUAAUAUUGCAAACCCUAUUUCUGAAAAUAUUUUCGGUAUCAUUCAUCCGACGAAUGCUUCGCAAACAGAAAAAUAUAAUAAUGUUGACAUCAAAUGUCAAAGAGACUACAGAGGAAAUAAAGAGGCUGAUGCAAACGUCAGUGGAGGAAACAGCAAAGUGGAAUUGCAGAAUAACGCCGUGACACCGUAUACCAUGUUUGACUACCGUAAUCGCCCUAUGGAAAGUUCCUCUUCUACAAACCACCCCACUUUAAACAGAAACGCGGAUGAGAUGCUUGAUGAAAGCAUACAUUCACUCAGAGUUGCCACAAAAAGUUACAACACUGCUCAUCUACAGGCACAUGUUGCCUCACUAAGUAAAGCUUCUUUGACAUCAAGAAAUCAAUUUCCCAAAGUUCAGAAGGAUGAGAAUAAUUGUCAGAACCCUUACGUGUGGGGAGAGGCUAGAAAAGUGAGCUAUCCUAGCCAUUUGCCUACACCAGUUUCCCUGCAAGGACAAUGUUAUCUGGCCAGAGCUCCGAAUAUGGUAAAAAAAUCCCAAAACGCAUCAUCGCUAUCAUUACAGGAACAGAAACAAUUUGCAGAAACCGAUAAGUUGUCUGUAGAUUACACACGCGAAUCUAUUGACACCAAUGAAAGUUCAAAGUUGACAAGGAAAAAGGUAUAUAUGGGGGAAACAAGUUUAGUAAAAGAGGAAUCAUUACGUACUCUGCAGCCCUGGACAUUCAUAGAUGACAUUACCAAGCUUAAAACUGGUAAUCUGUUGGCUCGAUGUGGUGGUAUUAGGUCCCAAAUGCAUCCCAUCUCGUCUGCUUCCAAGCAUCCUCAGUCCCCAGUGUCCACUACUGGACGGCAGCGAACUCUGGCUACAAUACAAAAUAAAAAAGAGAAAUUAUUUAAUGAUAAAAGUGAUAUCAUUAUUGAUAAACACUUUAUUCCUUCAAAGAAUGAAAAAGGAAACACUGAUGAGCAUCUUCCUCUUCCAGAUAAUGAAUAUAACACUGAUGGGCACUCUUUUCUAAAUAACGUACAAAAUUGCAUUAACGAGCAUCCCCCCCAUUCACAGAAAGGACAAGGAAGCGUUGAUAAGCACCCUCUUUUUCCAAAUAGAAAAAUUAGCAGUGAAGCACGUACUCUUUUUCCUUCAAAUAGUCGACAAAAUAGCAUCGAAGAUCAGAGUUCUCUCUCUUCAAAUAAUCAACAAAAUAGUUCUGAUGAGCAUCCUUCUCUUCCUUCAAAUAAUCGACAAGGUAGCAUUGAUGAGUGCGGUCCUCUGAAUAAUGAAGAUAGCAUCAACGAACAUUUGUAUUCUCAACAAAAAAGUCGACAAAGCAACACUAAAAAUCUGACAAUUGUAUCUAAAAAUUGCCACAAGAAGAGCAUAGAUGAUAGAGAUUUCAGUCAGGAAAAUGAUCCUAACACUGGUCAAAAUGUUACAAAUGAUCUGGCAAUAUUUCAACAAGACACAUGUCGUAGCAGAACGAACAGCAGUCAAAGAGGCAGCAGACAAAGUGGCAUUAAUUGCAACAGAAACAAAAGCAUCAAUAUUAAUUCUGGCAGUACACGUGAUAGUAACAAUGCUCGUAAUUUCUGUGGCUCUAGAUCUGGUAGCAGAGUCAGCUUUGGUCAGGACUUGUUGAGAAAAUGCCUGGAGGUUGCUGUUGAAAAAUACAGCAAUUACGAAUGGGAAGAGAACCAGAUAGAGCAGACAGGUGCAGUAGAGAAACAGUUGUCGAAUGAAGAGCUAAAUAAGUCCUUAAGUAAUGCAGUGUGCUCCCAUGAUGCUGAGAAGGCAAGAUCAUUGUUGGAAAUAGGUGCCGAUGCAAAUGUGAGCUGCGGUCAUUUGCCAGCGCUGCUGCGGGCAGCAAAUGACGGAGCACUCUACGUUGUGCAGGCUUUGCUGGCCGCAGGAGCAGACAUAGAUGCACGAUGCGACCAGGGUAAUAGUGCACUGCACGUGGCAGCACGUGGCGGACAUAGUGAGGUGGCCUUACAGCUAGUGCACAGUGGCGCUUUUGUGGAUGCUAUAAACCGCUCAAGUGUGACACCAUUGCAGAUGGCACUUGCUCAUGGACAUCUUGAGGUAGCCCGCACGCUUCUCCGCCUCAAUGCUGAUAUCUUUCUUCCUAAUAAAAUUGGCGAAACUUCUUAUGAAAUGAUGAAGCAUUUAGGCUACUUGGGGUUGUGUGAAUGUCCUCGCGAGGUGCGCAGAGACUCGGCACCAGGCACCCGAGUAGAGCAACCCUCGAUGGAAAUUCCGGUGACAGUAAAGAUGAUACUAGGCGUGGAAAAUGGGUGUCCGGUGACUGUAGAGACAUGUUUGACUGAGGGUGCCCCACCAAAUGCAGUAGUGCCCUUGGCACUUCACUGGCCAGCGCAGGCUACCGUCCUGCACCGUGCUGCUCAUCAUGGUCAUGACCUCAUUGUGCGGCUGUUGCUGGCCGCAGGCGCAGAGGUUAACAGACAGGAUGUGGUGGGCAAUACGCCACUCCAUGCCGCUGCCCAGGCAGGCCACAAUCGUGUAGUGAAGAUAUUGUUAAAACAUGGGGCACUUCAGGAAGCCACCUCACGGUCAGGCAUGACACCUUUGCACAGAGCCGCAUCCAAAGGCAAAGAACUCACCUGUAAUCUGUUAGUGAGGCGGGGCAGCAGCCUCCAGGCUCAGGACACUGCUGGUCGCACUCCUGCUGACUGGGCCAGAAAGAGGGGCUUUAAACUCCUGGCCAGGAAAUUGUUAUACCGUCGUAAAAGUAGUGGUACCUUGUUGGGUGACUGUGAGCGUCAUUACUACAUGAACCACCUCAAGCAGUUACAUGAAGCAGCACUGAAAGAGGCACAACACACAAACAUUGUGGAUUGUCAAGAAUAAAAUUGUAAAAGAUAUUAAUUAUUAUUAUAUUAUAAUUAUUAUUAUAAUUACAAGAGAGUGCUAAAUCUUAAAACUUCAUGAUUAUAAUAAGACAGUAACUUGAGCUUCGUAUUUUUAAUGCCCUUUGCAAUAUGUUGCGAUGAGAGUGGAUCCCUCCCUGGCCAAGUUCCAGGAUGUUAACAUUGU